Messenger RNA from Drosophila biarmipes, 4220 nucleotides. It is a transcript of the gene Psi, whose product is annotated as far upstream element-binding protein 3. Gene Ontology annotation, cellular component: cytoplasm; nucleus. Gene Ontology annotation, biological process: regulation of DNA-templated transcription. The coding region runs from base 146 to 2647 and encodes 833 amino acids. Gene Ontology annotation, molecular function: mRNA binding. Lineage: Eukaryota; Metazoa; Arthropoda; Insecta; Diptera; Drosophilidae. The transcript has 8 exons. The record is from RefSeq and is a predicted model, not a curated record.
CGGGGGUCGAAAAAACGCGUCCAACCUAGCUAUAAUGCUACACAAGUUUUUUGCAGACGCAUAGUUUUCACCGAAAAGCCGAAAGAAAAGUGCGAAAAACGUGGUAAAACAGCGGAAAAAGGGCAGCUAAACAAAACACACCGAAAUGAGCGAGUUCCAGCAGCAAGGGGGCCUUAAUCAUUCGCAGGCACUCGCCCAGGCCAUCCAGCGUGCCAAGCAGAUUGCCGCGAAGAUCCAGCCGAGCCAGCAGGGCGGCGGCGGCCCAUCGGCGGGUCCAUCCCCACCGGCUUCCGGAGGCGGCGGCGGAGCCCCCAACUUCAAGCGGCACAUCGACGACGGCGACAGCGGGCCGGAGUGCAAGCGCUCCUUCGGCAGCCCCGAGUACGGCAACAACAGCUCCAACAUGAGCAGCGGCAGUGGUGGCGGCGGCGGUGGUGGUGGUGGUGGCGGUGGCCCAGGCGGUGCCAGCAUCUCCCAGGCCAUUGCCCAGGCGGCUGCUGUGGCCGCUCGAUUGGCCGCCUCGGCGGGAACCAGCUGCGAGGAGCAGUUACGACUGCCCGACUCCGUGGCGGGUGCCUUUAUGGGACGCGCCAGCAACGACACCAUCACCCACAUCCAGGCGGAGUCCGGGGUGAAGGUGCAAGUCAUGCAGGAUCAAGAUCGCGUGAUUAUGCUGCGUGGACAACGGGAUACGGUCACAAAGGGCCGCGAAAUGAUCCAGAGCAUGGCCAAUCGGGCUGGCGGCGGUCAAGUGGAGGUGUUGCUCACCAUCAACAUGCCGCCACCGGGUCCCAGCGGCUAUCCGCCGUACCAGGAGAUCAUGAUACCGGGCGCCAAGGUAGGCCUUGUCAUUGGCAAGGGCGGCGACACCAUCAAGCAGUUGCAGGAGAAGACCGGCGCCAAGAUGAUAAUCAUCCAGGAUGGUCCGAACCAGGAGCUGAUCAAGCCUCUGCGCAUUUCCGGCGAGGCGCAGAAGAUAGAGCACGCCAAGCAGAUGGUGCUUGACCUGAUUGCCCAGAAGGAUGCCCAGGCUCAGCAGCAGGGCGGUCGCGGUGGUGGUGGAGGCGGCGGUGGAGGUGGCGGCGGUCCAGGCAUGGGAUUCAAUAACUUCAACAAUGGCAACGGCGGUGAAAGCGUCGAGGUCUUUGUGCCCAAAAUCGCGGUGGGCGUGGUCAUUGGCAAGGGCGGCGACAUGAUCCGAAAGAUCCAAACCGAGUGCGGCUGCAAACUGCAGUUCAUCCAAGGAAAGAACGACGAGAUGGGCGACCGGAGGUGCGUCAUACAGGGCACUCGGCAGCAGGUCGAGGAUGCCAAGCGCACCAUUGAUGGACUGAUUGAGAAUGUGAUGCAACGCAACGGCAUGAAUCGAAACGGCAACGGGGGAGGCGGCGGUGGAGGUGGCCAAGGGGACUCUGGCAACUCCAACUACGGCUACGGAUACGGCGUUAAUCACGCUCAAGGCGGACGGGAGGAAAUCACAUUCCUGGUGCCCGCUUCCAAAUGUGGAAUUGUAAUUGGACGAGGCGGUGAGACCAUCAAGCUGAUCAACCAGCAAUCUGGAGCCCACACCGAAAUGGAUCGCAAUGCCAGCAAUCCGCCCAAUGAGAAGCUCUUCAAAUCCAAGGGCACCACCGACCAGGUGGAGUCAGCCCGCCAAAUGAUCUCCGAGAAGAUAAACAUGGAGCUAAAUGUCAUCUCCCGCAAGCCCAUCGGCGGUGGAGGUGGCUCCGGCGGUGGUGGUGGUGGCGGCAAUUCUGGCGGUGGCCAGAACAACUCACACCACAAUCAGCAGCAGGGCGGCUACGGAGGCCAGAAUCAAAUGCAGGGAGGCGAUCCGAACUCGGGAGCAGGCUAUCAGCAGCAACAACAGGGUUGGGGUGGUCCCUACGGCCAGCAGGGAUGGGAUCCGUCCGGUCAGCAGCAACAGCAGCAGCAAAUGGCCAUGGCCAAUCAAGGAGGAGCCGCUGCGGCGGGAGGAGCAGCCGGUGGCCAAGACUACUCGGCGCAAUGGAUAGAGUACUACAAACAAAUGGGUUGCCAUCGAGAGGCUGAAAUGAUUGAGCAGCAAAUGAAGGCUAAGCAGGGAGGCGGCUCUUCAGGACCUGUCCAGCCGCAACAACAGCAGCAAUCCCAGCAGCAGUCACAGCAGCAACAGUCCCAACAGCAGCAAGGAGGCGCCGGUGGUGCCGGUGGAGCCGAUUACAGUGCGCAGUGGGCGGAGUACUACCGCAGCGUGGGCAAGAUCGAAGAGGCCGAGGCCAUCGAAAAGACGUUAAAAAACAAGCCACAGAAUGGAGCAUCGGGUGGCCAGAACAACGCGCCCAACCCCAGCCAGGGAGGACCCAAUCCCGGCCAGCAGCAACCCAAUCCCGCUGCGGCGGCGGCAGCGGCUGCUGCUGCAGCAGCGGCAGCCGGCGGCUAUGGUCAGAGUAUGACGCCCAGCCAGUACGCGCAGUACUCGCAGUAUUAUGCGGCGGCUGCUGCAGCCGGCGGUCAGCCGCAGGGAGCGCCUCAGCCUGGCGGUGGACAGGGCGGUGGGCCGCCGGCUGGCUAUCCUGGCGGUUAUCCGGGCGCAGGCUACGGCGGUUAUCCUGGGGCGCCGGGCCAACAGCCCGGGCAGAAAUCGCACAAAAACGACAAGCACUGAGGACGCUCGGAGGGAUCGGGAACGGGAGCGGGGAGGAGAUGUAUGUGGGAGUGGAAGCGAACACCGAAGUGGAAGAUGCUGCGGUCGGAGGACGAUGCAGGUGCCUUGCAUGGGUGAUCUAUUGUUCUACUAUGUCCUAUGUCUUUUAUCCCCCACAAUACUAGCAAAUCAGAAAAGAAAUGCAAGGCAAAUGAUUUUUAAUUGCAAUAACAGCAGCAACAGAGCAGAGGCAUCGGCAGCAGACAACGCACGGCAGAACGGAGGCGAAGAUCAGAUCAGUCGAGAAGCCGGACCACUCGGCCCAUCCAUCGGAGAGUGAAGCAUUGAACGUUUAGCUUGUGGCGUCACUCUUUUGCAUAAAUGUAAAUUAAUACGAUUAACACUGUCUAUUAUUUGGAUAUUGCCUACAAUUUCCCCACUAGUUUGUAAGCGACUUCCCCGAGAAACUAAGUCUACUUUUACCGUCUAUCUAUGCAUAACCGACCGAAUGAACGAUAAUGCUCUUGCAUCACCACUUGCACAGACACACGAAGGGAAGCUAAUUGAAUCCGUUUUGGGUGUUUGUUCAAUUUUCUUAUACAUCUCUCACACAUUUUUUAAUUCUAUCACUGUCAGUUCAGGCGAUUCAUAUGACCGCAGAUCCAAAAAAUCAGAUAUGGGUUUUAGCUUUGAAAGACACCAUUCGUGAAAAUUCUCAAUUGCAAUAACAGAAAUACUAUAACGUUAGUAGCUUACGCAUAUAUUUAAUACAUGAAACCAUUUUCACAUUUUAGCCUAGCUUAGUUGUAAUAAAAAUCAUUUGAGCAAGAUAUGAUCGACAUUUACACAUGAUCUAUGUCUGCUGAUCUGGUAAGAUUUGUAACAUUUAUAUAUAGUCAAAUGAGAGUGUCGCUUGAAGGUGUUCUAUUUCAAUUGAUUUGACAUUUGCAUAACAAUAUUUUCACCUUUCAGUUCUGGAGACAAAUCAUUCUCGUAGCAGUAAGCCCACACUGAAUUGAUUUUUAAAUUAUUCCAUGCUCUAUAUUUGUACUUUAUCGAUUCUAUAAACCCGGUAUAACCAUAUUUUAAACAUUUACCUUUGGAAAAACUGUUUUUUGAGGAUAACAUGCCUGUUUCAAUAUCUAUAAUAUAUAUCUCCAAAUGCAAACAUGAAGUGUAUGUACUUUCAGAGGCCGCUCUUCAGACCAGUUCAUAACAGAAUUACAAUAUCAAACCCCAAAACUUUUUCACAAAACAAACAUGAAGAAAUACAAACCAUAUAUUGUAAAAGUGUCAAACUUGGUAAGAUCGUGUGUUGUUAUUAUUACUAUAUAUUCAAUUAUACAUACUGCAAAUCAAACAAUGAAAAGUUACCCAAAUGAAUGUAGGUCUACCAUAAUUUAUACACUAAACUUUGACAUAUAAUCUAAACUAAGUUUUACGUCUCCCCAAAUAUCUGAUUGUUGCAACAGCAGAUGAACCAUAUUGUAACCGUUGUCCGGCUGGACAGGCUCAGAUCGGGACCACGAUCCAGAUCCCGAUCCGCCCUGCAGUCGGCAUUGCAUUGAAUAAACAUUUAAUAUAAUAUAAUAUA